UUCUCUUUCGAAUAUCACAGUCAAGCGUAGAAUCGAUGACAUUACAGCAGACAUAAAGUCACAAAUAAUUAAUAAAGUAAAAUUAUCGCCAUUUUUUGAUAUUAGGUGCGAUGAAUCCACCGACAUCGCUAAUUGUGCACAGUUAAUAGUUUAUGUUCGUUACGUUGGCGCAGUUAUCAUUCAAGAAGAGAUUUUGUGUUCCCAGUCUUUGACAGCAGUUACUGUAUCUGAAGAUAUAUCCAAUUCAAUACCAAAUUCUGUUGAAAAAAAUGAUUUGGAUUGGAAGAAACUCAUUGGACUUUGCACAGACUUUGGACUCGGCUAUAUGGAUUGUAAACUACAUCAAGAGCAGCGCUUUGAACAAUCGGUUAUUUACUUUAAGCUGGCUGUCCAAAGGGAACAUGUUGGCUCGCCUUUACGAAUUGAAAUAAGAGGUAAUUAAGAAGAAAGGUAGGAAGGAAGAAGGGAGGGCAAAGAAAAAAGAAGUGCAUCAAUUUGAGGGGUGCCUUGGCAUCGCUAGUUAGUAUUCGGCAAUUUUAAAUUGAUCCUAAAAUUAAUUUUGGGAUUGGUUGUUGAAG
Messenger RNA from Acanthoscelides obtectus, 578 nucleotides. The record is from the annotation of a GenBank genome assembly. NCBI's taxonomy places the organism in Eukaryota, Metazoa, Arthropoda, Insecta, Coleoptera, Chrysomelidae.